This is a messenger RNA of Parastagonospora nodorum SN15, 1299 nucleotides long. RefSeq lists its product as hypothetical. Gene Ontology annotation, biological process: transmembrane transport. Lineage: Eukaryota; Fungi; Ascomycota; Dothideomycetes; Pleosporales; Phaeosphaeriaceae. Bases 1 to 1299 code for a protein of 432 amino acids. Gene Ontology annotation, molecular function: transmembrane transporter activity. Gene Ontology annotation, cellular component: fungal-type vacuole membrane. The record is from RefSeq and is a predicted model, not a curated record. The transcript has 2 exons.
AUGCCGGUGACCGUCGAGAAGUCUGGUGCAAAUGGCGGUUUGCAUAACGACUCGUGCAAAAUGGCUUCGAAUGCUACAUGUUGGCUUCAGGUGCUGGCUGGCUUCUUCUUGAUGUUCAACUCUUGGGGACUUGUAAGCGCUUUUGGCGUGUUCCAAGAGUACUACUCUUCACUCGACCCAACACUGGCUGAGCAAUCUUCACUUUCAUGGAUCGGCUCCCUACAGAUUUUCCUCAUGCUAGCAUGCGGAUCUGCAACCGGCUCAUACGUCGAUAGAGGCCACGCGAAGCUCAUGUCAUUUGGAGGUUGCGCACUCGUCACUCUUGGCUUGCUAUUCACAUCCUUCAGCGGAGAGUUUACAGGUGCUCAACGUCCAUUGUACUACCAGAUUCUGCUAUCUCAGGGCAUCCUUUCUGGACUGGGUAUGAGCUUACUUCUGGUUCCGUCGACGGCAAUUGUACCCACGUACUUCGUUGACAAACGUACCCUCGCUGUCGGACUUGCCAAUACUGGUGCAUCGAUCGGUGGUGUGAUCUACCCCAUUAUCAUCCGGCGCAUGCUAGCUAGCCUGGGUUUCCACUGGACCAUGCGAGCGGCAGCAUUGAUCGUGCUUGUCACAACAGGCUUCGGCGCCCUACUUGUGCGCCAACGGGAAGAAUUGACGCGGAAUCCCGCCAAACGCACACUCUACGAUUUCAGUUGCUUAAAAGAAUUGCAAUACGCCAUCUUCGCCGGAGGUGUUUUCUUCACUUUCGCUGGCAUAUACAUACCGUACUUCUACAUCAGCUCUUGGGUACGUGAUACCAACUUUCCAGUAAACGGCCUGCACCCGUACUACCUCCUCAGCAUCCUCAACGCUGGUGGACUGGUUGGGCGCAUAAUUCCGAGUUUCUGCGCGGACAAAUUCGUUGCCGGGCCCGUGCUGGUUCAGGCACUGGCAGCGAUUAUAUGUGGUUGCUUAGCAGCAGGUUGGACGUUUAUCGACACAUCUUUAGCUGGCCUCAUCGUAUGGACUUUCGCAUACGGCUUCUUCAGUGGUAGCGUGAUCAGUGUGAUUCCGUCUAGUGCGGCUACAUUGACUAAGAAUAUGAGUCGAUUGGGUGGAAGACUUGGUAUCGUCUUCGCGGGCAAUGCGUUUGCAUCUUUGAUAGGCAAUCCAGUUGCAGGUGCUAUUUUACGAGAUACUAGCUCUGGGUGGCGCGGACUUGCGAGCUAUUGUGCCGUCUUGAACAUGGCUGGGGGAUGUUUGCUGACGAUCUGCUGGGUCAUGCAUGUGCGCAAUUUGAGGAGCAUGUCUUGA